Solanum lycopersicum (tomato) is the source of this 1224-nucleotide messenger RNA. RefSeq names its product extensin-1-like. Lineage: Eukaryota; Viridiplantae; Streptophyta; Magnoliopsida; Solanales; Solanaceae. The record is from RefSeq and is a predicted model, not a curated record.
CCAGAGCUCCCUAUUCAACUAUGCAACACAAUUCUUUAGUUCUAUCCUUCACUUCUCUAAGCAUAAUUUGUUACAAAUCAAAAUGGAGAGCUUAGGGAAGUUGGGGCAAUGGUCUUUUCUAACUGUUGCUUUGGCAAUUUGCUUAGUAGCCAGCACUGUUGUUGCUGAUUACUCUUAUGAGUAUACUUCACCCUCACCUUCUCACAACUCUAACAAGUACUACAAAUCACCAUCUCCUUCCAAGUAUCAUGUGCCUACUCCUUAUUACAAGAAACCUUAUCCAUCACAUUAUUACUACAAGUCACCAACACCUUCAAAGCACGCUUAUUACAAAUCGCCAUCACCAGCAAAAUAUUACAAGUCACAUGUUCCUUCAAAGCACUACUACAAGUCACCGGUUGCAACAAAGUAUUACUACAAGUUCCCAACUCCUUCAAAGCAUUAUUACUACAAGUCACCCAUUGUAACCAAGUAUUACAAGUCACAUGUUCCUUCAAAGCACUAUUACAAGUCACCAGUUGCAACAAAGUAUUACUACAAGUCUCCAACUCCUUCAAAGCAUUAUUACAAAUCACCCGUUCCUUCUAAGUAUUACUACAAGUCCCCAUCACCCGCAAAGUACUACAAGUCACCUACUCCGUCAACAAACUAUUACUACAAAUCACCAUCUCCAACAAAAUAUUACAAAUCACCCGCUCCAUCUAAAUACUACAAGUCACCUUCACCUACAAAAUAUUACAAGUCAUCUCCACCUCCGCCAAAAUACUAUGAGCAACCACCAACUUAUUACAAUUCUCCACCUCCACCAUACUAUGAAGAAUCUACACCUUCCUAUAAAUCUUCUCCACCUCCUCCAAAGACCUAUGAACAAUCACCUACAUACUACUCACCUCCACCACCACCAUACUACAAAGAAACACCAACCUAUGCCUCACCGCCACCACCUGUGAAGUACGAGGAACCUGUCACCUAUGCUUCACCUCCACCUCCAACCUUUUACUAGUAGUCAAAUCCAUUCUUUUCAAUCAUUUUCCACCACCUUUGUGGUUUUCCAUUUCCUUUUAUGCUUCCCAAAAUGACCGGCUUUGAUUGUUGUGUGUGAUUUUUGUAUUAAUAAUUCGUAAUAUUUAUCUUUGGAGAUAUAAGUAAGAUCUCCAUUAUUUUGGCUAAUUGUAUCAAGAUUUUAUUUUGAUGUAAUUUUAUCGAGAAUUCUAAUUUGCUUAA